Sphaerodactylus townsendi is the source of this 6001-nucleotide messenger RNA. RefSeq names its product calcineurin binding protein 1 (gene CABIN1). Bases 361 to 5244 code for a protein of 1627 amino acids. Gene Ontology annotation, cellular component: nucleus. Gene Ontology annotation, biological process: chromatin organization. The transcript is spliced from 26 exons. Lineage: Eukaryota; Metazoa; Chordata; Lepidosauria; Squamata; Sphaerodactylidae. Gene Ontology annotation, molecular function: nucleosome binding; protein binding. The record is from RefSeq and is a predicted model, not a curated record.
UUCCUGCUACUCCCCUCCUCAGUAUGGAGCCCCCUUGACUGAUUCUGGAAAUGAUGUGCGUACACGUGAAGCACGUGUGAAAGUGGCCCCGCCGCUGAGAGGAGAAGAUCCAAACAGCGGCUUUUCGGCCAGCUCUUUCUCACUCAUGAUUGAACUCGAUGCCGGUCCUGGCGGCGAGUCGUCGACCCUUGUUUUGAGGGGGGGCUUCCCCGGCCCAAGCGAUACCGGUCUUUGGUUGCUGGCCGAGGUCCUAGCCUUUUCUUCCCCUCAGUCGGGCGGGUAGGAGGCGUUUCUUGGCUCUGUUUCUGCUCCACAAGCUGCUGCGGAGACGGAGAACGACGACGCCGGAUCUCCUGGAAAAUGAUCAGAAUUGCAGCGUUGAAUGCCAGUUCGACUGUUGAAGAUGACCACGAAGGAACCUUUAAAAGCCACAAAACUCAGACAAAGGAGGCACAAGAAGCAGAAGCAUUUGCUUUAUAUCAUAAAGCUUUGGAUCUUCAGAAGCAUGACCUGUUUGAAGAAUCUACCAGAGCUUACCAUGAGCUACUUGAGACUCGCCUGCUACGAGAGGCAGUCCCAUCUGGUGAUGAGAGAGAAGGGUUAAAGCAUCCUGGCCUAAUGCUAAAAUAUUCUACUUACAAAAACUUAGCUCAGCUGGCAGCACAACGAGAUGACUUGGAGACAGCUAUGGAAUUUUAUCUUGAGGCUGUAAUGCUGGAUUCCACUGAUGUCAACCUGUGGUAUAAAAUUGGUAAUGUGGCUCUCAGGCUUAUUCGCCUUCCCCUAGCACGACAUGCUUUUGAAGAAGGUCUUGUGUGUAACCCAGAUCAUUGGCCUUGCUUAGAUAACCUUAUUACUAUCCUCUAUACGCUCAGUGACUACACAACAUGCUUAUAUUUUAUCUGCAAAGCACUGGAAAGAGACUGCCAGUACAGCAAAGGACUUGUUAUUAAGGAGAAGAUUUUCGAGGAGCAGCCAUGCCUCCGGAAGGACUCACUUAGGAUGUUCCUUAAAGGUGACAUGUCAAUCCACGAUGUCAAUGUGAGUGCAUCUGAAGCAAGGGCAAUUAUUGAGGAAGCCCUAGAGCUGCGCAGGAAAAGACAGGCUUUGAUGACACGGAAGAGUGAGCCGGAUCUGAAGCUUAUCCAGCCAAUUUCCCUUUUCACGUGGAAAUGUCUUGGAGAGAGUUUGUUGGCAAUGUAUCAACACAUGACAACUUGUGAACCGCCUCAGCCCAGUCUGGGCAAGAGAAUUGACCUCUUGGAGUAUCAAGAUCUGGACCAACACUUCACUGCCUCCACUUCUUCAGCUCCUGUUAGUGUCAUCCAGCCCAACCCAGUGAGCACUAAUCCUGUAAUAUCUGUGACUGAGCCACUGCUCACAUACACACCAGUGACGCCCACCUUUCCCAGUUCAACUAUUUUAGACUCAGUAAAUUGUGCAGGUGAUUCUUCUGUGGGUGACAAAUCAAAAAAAGGAGUGAAGCGGAAAAGGAUCACUGAAGACAGCGGUGAAACCGCAAAGAGACGGUCUGCUAGAGUGAGGAAUACCAAGUGUAAAAAGGAGGAGAAAGUUGACUUUCAGGAACUGCUGGUGAAGUUCCUUCCUUCACGCCUAAGGAAACUUGAUCCAGAAGAAGAAGAUGGUGCUUUCAGUAACUAUGAGGUCCAAUGUGAGGCCAAAGAAGAGAACUUCCUGCCUGCUGGUUCUAAUAGAACAUCGUUUGACUUGACCUCCUGCGUGGAAUCUGAGAAGCAGGAUGUUCAUAAAUUCCUAUUGGCUAACUUGAACAAUGGGGGCAUCCUGGAACUGAUGAUGAGAUAUCUAAAAGUGAUCAGCCAGAAGUUCCUAGUCAAGUGGCCACCUGGGUUAUCUGAGGUUGUCUUGAACAUCUAUAACAACUGGAGGAAGCACAGCAGUAGCCUGCCCAAUCCGCUGCUAAGGGACUGUAGUAACCAACAUAUCCGAUUCUGUGGUGUGCUUCUUUUUUGUUCUUUCAGAUUUGACUCCUGGGCUGGCAUGGCUCUAGCUCGGGCAAGUCGAAUUCAAGACAAAUUAAAUUCUAAUGAGCUGAAGAGCGACGGCCCCAUUUGGAAGCACGCCACUCCAGUCCUGAACUGUUUCAAAAGAGCCCUUGAAAUCGACGGCUCCAACCUGUCUUUGUGGAUUGAGUACGGCACCAUGUCCUAUGCCCUGCAUUCUUUUGCAUCCAGGCAGCUUAAGCAGUGGAAGUCAGAAUUACCACCUGAGGUGGUGCAACAGAUGGAAAGCCGACGGGACAGCAUGUUGGAGACAGCUAAGCACUGCUUCACAUCAGCAUCACAGUGUGAAGGUGACGGGGAUGAAGAAGAGUGGCUGAUUCAUUACAUGCUGGGCAAGAUUGCUGAGAAGCAGAAGCAACCUCCUGUGGUCUACCUCCUUCACUACAAACAGGCAGGUCACUUCCUCCAUGAGGAAGCGGCCAGGUAUCCCAAGAAGAUACACUAUCAUAACCCCCCAGAACUUGCAAUGGAGGCCUUGGAGGUAUAUUUUCGACUUCAUGCCUCUAUCCUGAAGCUAGUGGGAAAACGUGACUCUGGAGUGGAUGCAGAAUUACUUGUCACUUUUAUGAAGGAAGCUGCUGAGGGACCAUUUGCCAGGGGUGAGGAGAAGAAUACCCCCAAAAUCAUUGAAAAGGAAAAGCUUUGCAUGGCGGAUGAGGACUCUCAUUCUUCUGCUGGAACAGUGCCAGGCCCUGGGACUUCUCUUCCUUCCUCCUCUGGUCCAGGUCUGACAUCCCCACCCUACACAGCAACUCCAGUUGACCACGAUUACGUCAAAUGUAAAAAAACCCGUCAGCAGGCAACACCGGAUGACCGGAGUCAGGAUAGCACUGCAGUAGUGCUGUCAGAUUCCAACUCUACACAAGACCUGUUUACUGAACCUGCCAGCUCGCAAGACAGUGCUAAGAAACCUUUUCCAGAGACGAGGCCUUAUUCUUCCUGCUUAGAAACUGCUGCUCCUGGCAAAGAGAUCCUAGGACCUGCAGAGGGAAAGACAGAAGAACCCUUGGAGAACCCUGAAUUCUGCCAAGCAGCUGAGCAGAAGCUAGAUCUUCAGUCACCAUCUGGCAUCUCCUCCAAAGCCUCAGCCUCCUCGCUUUCCCAGUGGGACUCUAAAAGGCAAUCUGAUCCUUGUGCAGACCAGUUUCCUCAGAGUCUUCCAGUAGAUCUGGAAGAGCAACGGCAGUUCCUGACAGAGCAGUGCAUCACCUCCUUUCAUCUGUGCCUGAGCCGUUUCCCUCAGCACUAUAAAAGCCUCUACCGGUUGGCUUAUCUCUAUGCGUACAGCAAAACUCACAAGAAUCUUCAGUGGGCUCGAGACGUGUUACUAGGCAGCAGUAUCCCAUGGCAGCAGCUGAAGCACAUGCCAGCACAGGGUCUCUUCUAUGAGAGGAACAAGACCAAUUUCUUCAAUGGAAUUUGGCGCAUCCCCGUGGAUGAAAUCGACCGCCCUGGUAGUUUUGCCUCUCACAUGAACCGCUCCAUCGUCCUUCUGCUGAAUGUGCUAUCCCAGCUCAAGGAUUAUGGCACCCUGCUGAAAGUCUCAUCUAUGCUCCAGAGGACCCCCGACCAGGGAAAGAAAUACUUGCGAGAUGCAGAUCGCCAGGUUCUUGCCCAGCGCGCCUUUGUUCUUACAGUGACAGUGCUGGAGGACAUGCUGAAUGAGUUCACAGAGGUUUCAGAAGAUCAAGAUUCUGAGCACUGCAGCCUUUUGGGGGGAAGGAUGACAACGGAUGUCUCUAACAAAACUAGUUCUGAAGAAGGACAUGAGAGCCUCCCCAAGAAGACAGCUUUGCCUGACGGGGGCGUGGCGGCAUGUGGUGCCGAAAAUGGGAUAAAAGAAGUAACCCAGGGGCAGCCUCUCACUGCUAUGGACACUGUGGAACAAGAGAAUAAAGGUGACAAAGAAAUGAAGGAGACGUCUCGACCGGGCUCAACUGAGCCCAUGGAUUUUGAUGGGUAUUCCAAUGACCCUGAAAAAAUGGAUUCUUCCUUUAAAUGCACCGAGUCAGCUCGAAUGAUAGCUGGCAGGAUCUCCAAGGACAAAACCUCUGAGACCCGGACUCCGGAACUUUCACUGGAGGACUUGAGCAUCAGUUCUAAGCAUCAGCAGCAGGAGGCAGUGAAGGUCCGAAUGCCAGCAGUUCCAGCAGAGGAGGUCAUCCAGAGACCAAGCAGAAAGAGAAAACUGGCGACUGAUGCAGAGUCAGGGAAGACUCUGCUUCUGGAUGCUUACCGGGUGUGGCAGCAGGGUCAAAAGGUCAUGUCUUAUGACCUGGGCAAGAUUGAAAAGAUCAUGUCCAAGACUUAUAUGCUAAUUAAACAGGUCGAUGAAGAAGCAGCCUUGGAACAGGCAGUCAAGUUCUGCCAGGUGCACAUUGGAGCAUCAGCACAAAAGCAAUCCACAGGGGAAACACCCACCACUCCAAAGCCUACCAAGGACAGCAGAGAGAGCUUCUUCCCAGUAGCUCCCAUAUCACUGAGUCUCCCUUCUUCAGUGAACCCUGACUGUCUGACUUCAGAGAACUUUUUGAGGCUGACUGACUUGCCAUUGAAGCCGAAGACAGCCUCUCCUUCCUCAUCUGCAGCUGUGUUGCUGCCACCACAGGCACAGAUGGUGGCAGAGAGCAUAGAGAAGGCUCCUGCUGUGCCCUGCCUUGCACUUGAGGAGGAAGAAGGGAAGAUGGACCGGCCUUUGGAAGGGCUUGGCUUUCAGCAGCAAGAAUCUUGCCUUUGCCAGCAGAUGAAGAUGGCAACCGUUGCCUCCUCAUCCCAUCCUGCUCAUUGGCAAGUGACACUGGAGUCAGCAACCAGUGCAAGCUCAGGACAGGUCUGUAGCCAAGCAUCUGGUUCCAAGACAGACCCACAGCUGUUGGAAAGCCAACAAAGCAAGGUUGACAGCAGCCGAGCAAAAUCACGCAUUUUGGCUAACAUGCCAAAGCUUUUCAUCCCGUCGUCCAUCACCAAAUUCCCACCUGAGAUCACCGUCACCCCACCAACUCCUACUCUGCUAUCUCCCAAGGGCAGCAUUUCAGAAGAAACCAAGCAAAAGCUAAAGUCUGCUAUUCUUUCGGCCCAAUCUGCAGCAAAUGUGAAGAAAGAGAGCCUCUGUCAGCCUGCUCUGGAGAUUGUGGAAACCUCAAGUCAAGAGUCCUCUCUGGAGAGUGAUACUGAUGAAGAGGACGACUACAUGGACGUAUGAUGGUGCUCCAUCGCAUUGCAGCUGCGUUGCCAGCCAGCCUCUUGCCCCCAUGGUCCCCUUUCAGCCAUUGUUGCCUCACCUUCGCACAGAAUGCUGGCUGUCCCUCCUCACUGUCCAUGGGAUUCCACACACCUGGUCUCAGAACCUUGCAAGCCUGCAGCAGCUUCUCACUCAUUCUCUUGUCUCCAAGUCUGGCCUGCUGGCUGAGCAGAGAGCUUGGUCUUACUGCCGAAAUCCUGCAUCGCUUGUUCCAUUCAGCAAAACAAUGGCUUAUUUGUCUCAAUGUUGGCUUAAAGAGCCAGGUGGAAGAGAACACUUGUGGGUUCUGCCUCUUCCAGUUUUCUCAGCCAAGUUGCUUAAACUGAGGGGUGAUAGGAUAUUUUGGCGGCACUGGAAAGGGUGCGGAUUUCAAUAGCGUUUUGGUAAUGUCUGCUGGGUGGUUUUUUUACAGAAUGACACAAAGAGAGGGCUUUUAAAAAAUGCAUCUGCAAAAAGAUUGAUUGCAUUUAUAUGGGGAUGAUAAAGGGAACCAAGCAUUUUUCUACUGAAUGUUAACUUUGUACUAUAAUGAAUGCCUACCCUGCACAGAAAAAAGAGCUGUGUCACAAACAUAACUCACAUAGACCUUGCCUUGCUGGAUUUUGAUUUGUUGGGGGGCGGGGUGGGGGUGGGGGACUUUGAGUCAAACAAAUUGUGCAGUGCAGAGCUUUAUAUAAAUAUACAUUUUUGUAAUAAAGUGAAGCUGUGUUCACCUGAA